Molecule: messenger RNA, 8795 nt
Organism: Sus scrofa (pig)
Lineage: Eukaryota; Metazoa; Chordata; Mammalia; Artiodactyla; Suidae
Source: RefSeq, a predicted model, not a curated record
GAGGGAUAUAGUUACUAAGUCAACUUUCUGUAAAGCUUUAUGGAAGUAUAGUUGAUUUACAAUGUUGUAAUAAUGCUAAGUCUAUUUAACAGGUUUUAUAACCAAGCUCUCUUUGAACAUGAAAAUGGCCUACUUGCUGCUUUAGGAGUUUUGUAUGCUCUAUAGUAUUUUUUUUUUUAAUUGAACUAUAGUUGACUUGCAGUAUUGUGUUUGCUCUGUAUACGUUUUUUGUAGCUUUGGGUAAAAAAAUCAUGGAACACAUGACAUCCAUUCUGUCUCCCAAUAAUUUAAGACACAUGACAUCCAUUCUGUCUCCCAAUAAUUUAAGAUCCACGAAAACUGGAGAAGAGGAGGAGAGAGAAAGAAGGGAAAUUAGUAUUUAUUAUGAGCUGAUAGAAGCCAGGGAUAGCACUAGGUAUCCUUGCAUAUAUCGUCUUAUUCGAGCCACAGGACCAUCCUGUGAGGUGACAUUACCCCCUUUUUACAAUCAAGGAAACAGGCUCAGAGAACUUCUGUAUGGAGAACUGAAUUUGAAUGCUCUUUCCGCUGUACCUGCGUGCAUCCUUCCCAGGGGCUUUUCAGGGCUACGUGUUCAUGCCCUCUAAGUUAAUAAAACUCUGGAUUCAGAACCAGGACACAGUUUUGAAAGUUUUGGGUACUUCCCGUCCAGUUUUCUGCAACAGAAAGUAGGGAUAACAACUGACCCCUUUUCCACUCCAAAAGAUUGACGUGUUAAUUAGGGAGCCAAAAUUAGCUGGUAGUCGCAAAGAGAAUGAACCACGACUCUUAACACGCCCACAGAGGCUGACUCCGGCCAGGGACAGCUCCCGCUUGGGGCGGAGGUGACCUCGCAGGUCUGCGGCCAAGUAGGGAGCUCCCGGACCGCGCCUCUCUCGCGGUCCGUCCAGGGACUUGUAGUUCCCGUCAGGCGCGGGCGCGCCCGGGCGUGGGGGACGCGCGGCUCUCCUACUACAAGUCCCGUGAUGCUCCGGGGCGCCGCUGCAACUGCGUGCUGAGGCCGCGGGGCGUGCGGGCGGCGCGGGCGGCGCGGCGGCGGAGCAGUAAAGAUGGCUGCGCGUGGGUCUCCGCCCUCCUCUCCCGGCUGAAGCGCUCGGAGGCGGCGGCGGGGCGGCUCGGAGCAGCGGCGUUAUGGCAGAGCUGGAGCACUUGGGCGGGAAGCGGGCCGAGUCGGCGCGGGCGCGGCGGGCCGAGCAGCUGCGGCGCUGGCGGGGUUCGCUGACGGAGCAGGAGCCCACCGACCGGCCGGGCGCGGGGCGGCAGCCGCAGAGUCGGCGCGCGGGCCCGCGGGUCCGCUUCGAGGACGGCGCCGUGUUCCUGGCUGCCUGCUCCAGCGGAGACACCGACGAGGUGAGGCGGCUCCUGGCCCGGGGCGCCGACGUGGACACGGCCAAUGUCGACGGCCUGACAGCCCUGCACCAGGCUUGUAUUGAUGAAAAUCUGGACAUGGUGAAGUUUCUGGUGGAGAACAGAGCCAACGUAAACCAGCAGGACAACGAGGGCUGGACACCCCUUCAUGCAGCGGCUUCCUGUGGCUACCUCAACAUAGCAGAAUAUUUCAUUAACCAUGGAGCCAGUGUGGGUAUUGUGAACAGUGAAGGUGAAGUUCCCUCUGACCUCGCAGAAGAGCCUGCCAUGAAGGACCUGCUUCUGGAGCAAGUGAAGAAGCAAGGAGUCGACCUGGCGCAGUCCCGGAAGGAAGAGGAGCAGCGGAUGUUGCAGGACGCCCGACAGUGGCUGAACAGUGGGAAAAUAGAGGAUGUAAGGCAAGCCUGCUCCGGGGCCACCGCCCUGCAUGUGGCCGCCGCCAAGGGCUACUCUGAAGUCCUCAGACUCUUGAUUCAGGCUGGCUAUGAACUCAAUGUUCAGGAUCAUGACGGCUGGACCCCCCUCCACGCGGCUGCACACUGGGGGGUGAAGGAGGCCUGCUCCAUCCUGGCGGAAGCCCUCUGUGACAUGGACGUCAGGAACAAGCUGGGCCAGACCCCGUUUGAUGUGGCCGACGAGGGUCUUGUGGAGCACUUGGAGAUGCUCCAGAAGAAGCAGAGCGUGCUUCGAAGUGAGAGAGAGACACGGAACAAGCUCAUUGAGUCAGACCUGAACAGCAAGCUGCACAGCCGGCUCUUUAAGAACAAAGAGAAGACGCUCUAUGAGGAGGAGACACGCAAGUCCCAAGAGAUGGAGGAUGAAGACAAAGAGUCCAGCAGUUCCAGCUCAGAGGAUGAAGAUAAAAAGCCAGAAGCCACUGUCAACCAUUCCCACUCUGGAAGUAAGAGCAGCGUCGUGGAGCAGAUACCAGCACCAGCACAGAACACCUUCACCACCUCUUCAGCCAGGAGAUUCUCCAGCCUCUUCAACAAGUCGGAAGAGCCCAAAGAUGAGUCUCCCUCUUCGUGGAGGCUGGGACUCAGGAAGACCGGCAGCCAGAGCACGCUGAGCGAGCCGGCCACUGCCAGGGAGGCCCUGCGGGACCGCGGCCCAUCCGUCUGCCGCUCGGCAUCCAGUCCCCGCAUUUCUGCUCUGUUGGGCGACAGGGAUAAGGAGAGAGAAAACAAAAGCUAUUUCAGUUCCCUAGUGCCCCGGAGGCUCAGCAGCACCCCCGACCCUGAGGAGAAGGAGAACAGGGAGUCAGCGGCUAACCUGGUGAGGAGCGGCUCCUACACGCGGCCACUGUGGAGGGAUGAGGUCCCGCAGACACCUGCCCCGUCCACCUGCGUGUCCACCUACCUGAGAAGGACCCCCUACAGAUCCCAGGCUGACACCACAGCAGAGAGGACAGCGGACAGCAUCUCUUGCAGCACCCCGCUCAGUGUGAUCACGAACCGCCCCCCACCCAGCACUGCCAAUGGGGUUACGGUGGCUGCCGUGCUCUCCGCUCCUGGAACGGACUCCGCUGUGGAAGCCAGGGACAGGAGGAGGUCGUGUCUGACCCCUGUGCGCGAUGAGGAGGCAGAGUCGCUACGGAAAGCACGUUCCAGACAAGCUCGGCAGACUCGGAGGUCUACGCAAGGUGUGACGCUGACGGACCUUCAGGAGGCAGAAAGGACUUUCAGCCGGGCGAGAGCAGAGCGCCAGGCGCAGGAGCAGCCUAGCCCGGAGCCUGGGCCCCCAGCGGGACUCGAGGGUGGCACCCAGAAGCACGAGCCCUCAGCAGCCCCUGCAAAGGAAGCUGGAGAGAGCCAGUCACCCUGGGGCCAGAGUACGGACGAGGAGCCUGUGUAUCGUCGCCUGAGGGGUCCAGCUCAGCCAGACAAACCCACGAGCCCAGUGUCUUCUGCACCACAAUCCUCUCUCUACACGGGUCCCCACCUGCUCCGGAAAAGUAGGUCUUCAGCCCCCGAUCCUGAGAGCUCAGAGGCCACCACGGGCACUGCAGUUGCAAAGGAAAUGGACAGAAAUGAGGGCGAUGAAGUGGGUGUGGACGAUCAGUCCACUAACAGGCUGUCCGCUCGGGAGAGGAGGCGGCCCAAGGAGCGCCGGAGAGGCACAGGCAUCAAUUUCUGGACGAAGGACGAUGAUGAAACCGAUGUCUCAGAAGAGGUGAAAAAAGCAUGGCAUGACAGACUUUCUAGGUUGGAAUCAGGAGGCAGCGAUGCCGGCGGGGAGCGGGCGUCAGCGCGAGCCCGCCGGGAGGCCCGCCUCGCCACCCUGACCGGCCGCGCGGAGGAGGAGAACAGCGGCAGGGACUAUAAAAAGCUGUACGAGAGUGCCCUGGCAGAAAACCAGAAACUGAAGACAAAACUUCAGGAGGCCCAGCUGGAGCUGACAGACGUGAAAGCCAAGCUGGAAAAGAUGGCCCAGAAACAGGACAAGACCCCUGACCGGUCGUCGGUGCUGGACGUGGAGAAGCGGGAGAGGCGAGCCUUGGAGCGGAAGAUGUCGGAGAUGGAGGAGGAGAUGAAGAGCCUCCACCAGCUAAAACAGAUUCAGACCUUGAAGCAGAUGAACGAGCAGCUGCAGGCUGAGAACAGGGCCCUGACCCGAGUUGUGGCCCGGCUCUCGGAGUCCACGGAGCCCGCGGAGCCCCAGGGGCCCUAGUCCCCCUCCUGCACCUCAUGUCCCUCCUCCUCCGCUCCAGGUCCUGACGGAGCUGAAGUCCGACAACCAGAGGCUGAAAGAUGAGAACGGCGCCCUCAUCAGGGUCAUCAGCAAGCUGUCCAAGUAGUGGGGGGCACCUGCUGCCACCCCUGGGGCCCUCGUCCAGCCACCUCCGUCCUGGUGCCCCCCCUGCAGCCCCACCCUGGGUCUUGGGCAGUUGUCACUGAAGCCUGACUGCAAUCCUUGGAGCCAUGGGAGCCACUGGGAGAAGGCCAUGGAGUCACCAGGCCCAGCUGCCACCUCGCCCCCAGCUGUGCAUCCACAUCGGAUUUGGUCCAGGCGUGUGGGGCCUCCACUGGAAGCAACGCCCUGGACCUGAUGCUGGGCAGCGGCUCUGACGUGGGGGCUGUCCAGCGCCAGGAGAACAGGUGUUGGGACACCCUUGGGGACCCCAGGGUGAUAGCAGCUGUGGUCCUCAUCUCUCAGGAACUGACUUGUCCCCAGCUGCCCUCUGCCGGUGGUGGUGUCUUUUCACCAACAGCCCAGUAACACCCGACUGGUCUUAAGCUUGUUCCCGCGUGUCUGGCCCGCUCCCCAGGGCGCGGGUGACCUGGCCCGUUCCUUCCUACUCUCCUCUAUCCGUCAGCUGCACUGCACAUGCCCCGGGUGUAGACACACCACCGGCCUCUCCCUGCACAGCCAGGCGUGCUCUCCAGCCCACGUGCCUCCCCCGCACAGCAGUUCCUUACCAGGAAGUUGGGCCGUGAGCACCAUCUGCGUCCCUCCCUUGGCCUUGACCUCGACCUCAGGGGCAGUUGCUGGGAGGGCGCAGGGCACAGGCAGCUGUGAGCAGAGUGUCUGAGACCCCUGCACCCCAACGCAGGGACACAGAGCACCGUGCACAGGGUGGGGUGCUGGCUUUGGGGGAGACGCUGGUUCUCCUAGACCCCACCACAGGGAUGACCUGUCCACAGAGGGCAAGGGUGAGACACAGGGACCCCUGCCCCCACAGCUCGGCCACAGUCGGGAGGCCUCUGACCAGAAGAAAGCUGCCCUGCUUGAGGUGAGAUCCUCCUGGGCCCGUGGGUCAGCCCACCUGGCACACUCUUCGCUUCUGUUCUGUCCCGGCCGUCCUCCUCCUGUGCCCUGAGGCUGCCUCCUAAGAUGUCUUGCCAGACCUCAGGGGUCGCCUGGCUUCAGUCCUGUGCCCAGUUCAGUCCGUUCUCGAGGCCCCAGUGCUAAUACCCGAGUGUCCGCUUUCUCUAAGAGUGCACUCCUUCGCUGGUUUGAGUGUGCAGGUCGUCUGAGUGUUGCUGGUGACAUUCGGUGUGUGGGGGUCUGUCUGGCUUUUCUUUCUUUCCAGAAAGUGGCAGUGUAGCUCUCUAGGGUCCUCAGAAAUACCACACGCUCGUUAAACUGGAGCUGCCACCCAAGCCCCGGAUCCCAGAAUAGGACACCGUCCCCUCUGGCAGAAGCCCUUUCUUAGGGGGGCAUGAAACUAACACACCCACCUUUUUCCGGGUACGAUUGUGGUAAGGGUUUGUGUCGUCCUGAGACCUGCAUUAGCAAAGCGCCGCGUGUUCCUGGGUCUGGGGAGGGGAGGUGACACGGGCCUCUGGCCUCACACUCCCAGCACAUCCUGGACUUGGGCAGGGGCUGCCUUUUCAGGAAAAGAGGAUUGAAUGGCCAGGAAGUCACCUGGACCCGCUUGUAUUAGACCAGGCGGAGGGGUUUCAGGCCACUCUCAGCUCUGUGUGUGCCUUUUGGGGGUGAGAACUGGGUCGUAGGGCCUGAGGUGGUGACAGUAUGGACCAGCCCUAUGACCUCAGGGCCUUCCUCACACAGCUGGCUCUCUCUCGCAGAAUCCAGUUCUGGUCUCUUUCCAGAGACUCGGAUUCAGUUUCUUCAAGCCAUGCUGUCCCUGAGGUGAUGGCCUUGGGCCUGGUGGCAGCUGGGGGCUCUGCCCGUCACAUUAGCACCCAGACAGGAUUCAGCAUUGGGGUGGGUCCUCGUUCUCCUUGGAUUGCUGUUUCCUGGAUCAGGCCAUCCUGAGAGUCUCUGCUGAGGCUUCACCUCCAUCCCCAUCCAGUCCUGGGGACCCCGUGUGGCCCCCUGCCUCUGGCAAGUCUCUCUGCCACCCCUGCAUCCGCCUGCCCUCUGCCCACCUGCUCCUCUUGGGGCCUCCCACCCCCGCUCCGUGUCCAAGACCCAGGUGCACAUCUGGCCCUGAGCCUCUGGAGAGGGACUCAGGGCUCUGUUUGCGGUCAUUUCGCCCACUUCCCUGCGCUGAGCACACCAGAGGCAGCACAAGCUCCAUUCGGGAAGAAGGGAGCUGAAGUGGCACUUAAGGCCCUUGGACUCCAGGAGGCGGGAGCCCUGCAGCUUCUCCACUGGGGCCUUGAAGGAGCCAGUGGGGGCAAGCAGCUCGUGUCCGCCUCUGGGUUUCUGCCCUGGUGCCACCUUUGCCACCCGUGACUCGGACAAGGGCCGGGGUGUGAAUCCAGGCCAAGGGUGCUCCUGUGGAUGGUGAGAGGCGCCUCCAGCCACCUUGCUCCUCAAGGGGAAGCCAGCAGGGGGUCCCCACUUCUACCCGCUGCCACCGGGGGAGCCCCUGGACCCCUGGCCUCCCGCCCUCCACCCAGCACCUGAGCCACAUCAGUCACAAUGGCCCUGCCCCCGUCCCACCCGUCACAGCUGUGCGCUCAGCCCCACAUGGGGUUCAGCAGCUCCAGGGGUGUGAGGCCCCCUGGACGUGGGGGCAGCCAUGAGGGCAGAGGGGGGCAGUGCAAGAGGAUGGCGCUGCUGCCUUAGGGGCCUUGUGACCGGGUAUGAGCCCAGGUAGGGCUGGCUGGUCUUUGGGGAGGAUCUAGGCUUGAAGUGCUAUGGGCUGUUUAUUCCUUAGGAAGAUCAGAACUUUUCUUAAACUCAGGAUUCUUGCUCUGACUUCUUGAUGCAAACCACGUGCAGAAGUUGGGAGUGGAUUUAACCCCGAGGGUGACCCUCCUGGGCUUGGAGGAACAUGGACACCAGCGGGGUUGGAAGGGGGUUCUGGUGGGAGCUGAGCACAACCCCACCUUAGGCAGUGAGAGGCCCUUCUGGAAUGAAAACUCAUCCCUGGCUUCUGGGGAGCCAUCAGAUCUGGACCUGGGCUGUCGGAGGGGGAGAGGGCAUGGCAGGGAGUCUACACGGCCAGGGAGGGGCCCUGGGGGAGGGGCCGCCCCCUAGAGCCCUUGUCCCCCAGCCUCUUGCAGAGACCGCUCAGCUCCCUGGCAGGUUGGGCUCAGGAGCAGCAGAGCCUGCCAAGGACACUGACAGUUGCUCUUGCUCUGAUUAGACUGAAGACAGAUCACCUUCAUGGCAGCCCGGGAAUUGCCAUUGUCACCACUCCUUGGGAAUGAGGUGGACUCUGGGGGCUGAGAAAGGCCAAAUUGAGAGUCCCGACAGCCAGCUGCAGCCGUGUGGAUGGUGCAGUCACUCCCAGAGGAGCUGUGGGGGACGUGGGGUUGAACUAGGUGUCCCAGGAGCCCCUCCUGGGAGAACUGUCUGCAGACGGGCACCAGCGAGGGCUGUUCCGACCUCACCUUGGAAGCUUUAGCACCUUGGGCGCCACUCUUGCUUCCAGCCUGUGUGCACACGCGCAUGCUUGCUGCACAGACAUUUCAGAACAUGGUCUGAUCGCCCAGCUUCAGCCAAAUGUGUUAUUCUGUUAACUCCUAUCUUUUGUCUCUCCUCCCUCUGUCCCCAGAGCUUCUCUCUGAGCUUCUCCAGUUCAUCUGCUUAUCAUUUUGGACAGUGGAGCUGCCGGAGGGAAUUUUGUUACUCCCCCAGGUUUCCCCUAACGUUCCCAGUGGACUUUUCCCAGCGCGGCCCUUUAAGGGACCUCAGGCUCCUGUCCUUCCAGCGUGAACCCCCCUCCCCCUCCCUCUCUCGUCCUCCACACUUUGUCCUUGAUCCUCCCAGUUGGAGCAACGAUGCUUGAGAGGGGAGCGCAGUCAGCGCCGACUCUCCAGGCUCCGAAGCGCCCCAGCCAUGCCACCUGCCCUCGGAGGUGAGGUUGGCCCGAGGUCUGGCCAGGGCGACCCCAGGCAGCCCCACCUGGUCUGCUCAACCCUGUUUGCAGCAGGACAGUGGGAAAACCGAGCUGCAUCGGUGCGUCCGGCGCAGCAGGUCGGCUGUGGUUGCUUCACAGGAGCGGAUUCGGGGAGUCUAGGCCUGUGGGUGCAGCCAGGCCCUGGGGAGACAGGAUGGAGGGAAGGGUGGGGGCUGCAGCCCAGGACCCCGGGGCGGGAGGGGAGGCUGCAAAGGCUCCUGUUCCUGCUGAGUGUUCAGACCCAGGCAGCAACUUCAUGGUGCCCCCCACACAUACCGUGGCCUUGGUCAGGCAGGUGGAAAGUGGGUACUUCAGGGGUAGUGUUUUGUCUCCCAUCACUUCACCCUGGUCCCCUCUCCCUCCCGUGAAAGUUCCCAAUGGGACUGUUUCUCUUGGCUCCUUGUAAAUACACCUGGGUGGGUGGGGGUUCAGGGAGGGGCCCAGAUUCGCUUUGUGAGCUGAAUGUAUUUUUAUGCAAUUUUGAGUGGCCUUUCAACCCUGAGAUGAAUGACUGUGUUUCACUGGUUAUUAUAUAGUAUUAUUAAGUAUUAUGUGUUUUGAAAGUUUGGAAAUAAUAUUCACAUCUAUAUGAUGCCUGUAAACACAACAGUAUUUAUAAAUGAGUAAAUUAAACUGUGUUUUACCUUUG